UGUUAAACCUUAUAUACACUGUAAAUCUAAAUGGUUCUUUGAGAGUUCUUUGACGCACCAAAUGGUUCUUUAAAUUCAUUUGGGGUUCUUUAACUAGCUAACGGGUUCUUCGCGCAGUUGUAUGGUUCUUGAUCAAAUUUCGGAAUUUCGAUAAGUGUUUCGUUGUUUUUUGGUAUGGCAGAACAUUUAAAUUGGAGUGUAGAAGAUGUCUGCAGAUAUUUAGAAUUAAAGGGACUUCCCGAAUUGAGACAGAAAAUUACUGAGGAAGAAAUUGAUGGAAAAACGCUGGUGUCUUUAACUGAGACAAUGGUGGCCAGUUUAUGUCAGACGAUUCGUUGGCAAGUAGUACUCAUUGAAAUUAUAAGGCAUCUUAUAACUUCACAUGAACAGCACGAAAGAACUAGCUCUUAUGUUAUUGAAAAUGAUGUUUUAAAUACAUCAAUAACAUCCCCAAUAUCUUGUGAUGAAGAUGGUAGUAUGAUUGCUGGAGUGUCCCAAAGUAUGAAACCAUGGCCAGUGUGUUAUCAACUACCCAUUUUGCCUCCAUCAGUAAAUGCAGCUUUAGAUGCUAAAGAUCAUUGUUUUCUUAACUUGAAUCGUAGCAAAUGUAGGAACCAGCUUUUACAAUGUCUUUAUGACGACAUCAGCAGAUACACAAUGUAUCCAUCAGGUGUGCAAUACUCAGCUGUACUUGCUGCCAUUUGCAGUAGGUAUCCACACUUAAGUGACUUCCCAUCAAAAAGUACUUCUUAUAGAUAUGUUGUUUGUAUGCCACAUUAAAUGCAGCCAUUAUUGUUUUACCAAGACUGUUCAAAGAAUCUAUAGACUGCCUGGUUACGUUUGACAUCGAACCAUUGCAGAGUACGCCAACUAUCAAAGUGCCAAAAAAACAAAGGCUAAUAACAAAAGACUGUUGUGUAAUGUUGGAUGGUUGCAACAUAAUAGAGCAUUUCAGCGAUGUUGAUGUUUCGUUGGCUAUGUCGUGUGUUUUUGCAUCGUAUUAUAUAUAUAAUAUUCAAUAUCCAGCGCAAUUGAAGAACACAUUGUUGUUUUAUGAACAUAUUGUUUAUGGAUUGUCUGCUAAAGCAUCACCAGUGACUAUAACGAGAAUGGCAAAUACUUUGAAUGAGUAAUCAAGUUGAUUUAUUAUGUGUUUGUAAUUAUAUAUUUGCAUAGUCAAUAAUUCAGCUUUUUUUUUUACCCUUAAAAUUAAUUGUUUAUGUUAUUCUGGAGUGGUUUUACAUUUAUUUUAAUAAUUAUGCAUUGAGUCAUAAGUUGCAACAUACGUGGAUUCUUAAAAUA
Messenger RNA from Hydra vulgaris (swiftwater hydra), 1302 nucleotides. NCBI's taxonomy places the organism in Eukaryota, Metazoa, Cnidaria, Hydrozoa, Anthoathecata, Hydridae. The record is from RefSeq and is a predicted model, not a curated record.